AACGACGACACAAGACUUCUUUCUCUUCUUCUCUUCUCUUUACCUGAAGCUCGAGUUCAAUAUCAAUUAUAAAAUGAUCUAUUAUUUAUUUCAAAUACCCUUUAUCAUUUCUUAAAAGAAGGAGAGAUAGAGAGAGAUAGAGAGAGAGAGAGAUCUUCCAAUCAUUUCUUUCCAUCCAUACCUCCAAACCCUCUCCCCAAGUUUCCCCCCCAAUCUAACAAUUUCGUCAGCCUUGGGGCUUUCAAGAAAUUCAAUUUAUUCCAAGGAAAAUCAUUCCACCAACUGGCAAAUAUAUCCUCAAAAUGUCUGCCAACGAUCAGUUUCCUCAGUCUGGUAUAAUAAUUGCUGGUCAAGAUGAAGAAAUUGAUACUAUGGGGAAACUUACAAAUUCUGUACUUGAUGAUAUGUUCUACAAUAUCAUUCAUGACAUAGUAUUACAAACUCAUCGCGAAGAGAAAAUAGCAAAGGCAUGUUCUGCUGCUAUUGCCAUUGAACAAAAAGUCGCAGAAACCAAUCCUGAUUUAAUAGACGAUCCUACUUCUUGGAACACAAAUCAAAUUAUAGAAACCGACGCGGCGAAGUGGGAAAAUAAAGAAGUCUUCUUAAAAGGCAAUCCAUUAGAAUUGGUCGAUGAGAUUAUUUGCGCAAAGUGUGGUUUGCCUCGACUUUUACAACCUACAGAUGGGGUGGGAGCAAAGAAACCUCCUCCAGGAAAGGAGUUCUGCAAGAAGAAGCCUUUCAUUGAGAAACCAUGGCAUGAUGUUUAUGGUCAAACUUAUGUGCCAGAAGGACCAGGAAGGGGAAAGAAGAAGAAGGACAUGAUCAACCCUUUACUACAACAACAGAAAGAAGGGACACCAAAUAGUCAGGAUGGUGAAGAUGAAGGACCUGCGAAACCAAUUUCUUUCCCUCACGCCAAAUGUCACAAUUGCAAUACAUUCUUACCGAUUAAGCGAAUGAACAAUCAUAUGGUGAAAUGUAUUGGAGGUGGAGGGAGAGAUUCUGCAAGAGCAGCUGCCUUCAAAAUCAAUGGAAAUGGAUUGGGUACGGGAAACAAUAGUCAAAAUGGUACACCACCAUUAAGUCGACAAGCAACACCACAACCCAAUGGAGGAAAGAGAGGUAGUCCCAAUAAACGCGAAGCAGCCGAUGAUCCAGAUUUCGAAUCCGAUUCUCCACAAAAGAAGAAGAAAUUCUUGAAGAAACCAGGUAGCUCGGGUGGAAUUAUUCUGAAGAAUAAGCUCAAAGCUCCGAAAAUGACAAAAACACCUUCACAGCUUUCCUCAUCAAAUCUGAGUUUCGAACACAAAAGACCGGAUAGUGACGAUGAUAAUGAUUCAGGAGAUGAUGAUCGAGAUGGUGAAUAUGGAAGAAGAACCAGCAUUGAACCGAAGAAGAAAAUGUUAGUCAAUAAGACAGGGGCGGGAAUAGUCAAGAAAAAUAAGGACGGUGGUGGUCUUGGUAUUGCUGGGUUGAGCGAUAAAAAGAAGAAGAAAUUAUUAUUGGGAAGACCGGGGAGUGGUAGUUCAACACCAGUCCUGAAACCAGGUUCAUUACCAAUGGAUGAGGAUCGAGAGAGGGAAAGAAAGAAGAUCAAGAAUGGAAAUGGGAGUGGAACUUUGAGUGCUCACAAGAGAGAUAGAGAGAGAGAAAGAGAAAGGGAGAGAGAUAGGGAUUGGGGUGCGGAUGAGAAAUCUGAGAGUAGUCAGACUUUGUCUAGUCCAAAUUGAGGGGGGCUGUGAACUGGAAGGAAAAGGUGCGUGGGAGGCGUUGAAUUUGAGUGGCUGAGGGCUGCAAUAGAAAGAAAAGAGAACUCAUGAGUUCCUUAGUGUAAGACCAUGGUGGGAUGAACAUUUGAAAGGCAUUGAUGGGGAACAGGAUUCCAAUGGGUAACAUACAUGCAUAUGGCUGGCGUUCAUUUCUUACUUCUUCCAUGUUCAGCAUUCAAAUGUGCAUAUACACAAACGUUUCGGAGGAAGAAUAUACCUGAGGUAUGGUGUUUACAUUGCUACCGGUGCUGAAAAUGUAUCGGGAAUGCAUUGGGGGUAUACAUUCGGCGUUGCAUUAUCUUGUUUUUCGUUUUUUUUUGUUCACGUUUCGUCUUGGACGACUCACUUGGUAUUUAUGAUGGGAAAGGGUUGAUGGAUUGGUGGAUGGGGUGUGGAAAUGGGGAUGGAGGGGAUGAUACCCGUUAGUUAGGAAAGGAAGGGGAAUAUAAUACAAUAUACUUUA
Botrytis sinoallii is the source of this 2232-nucleotide messenger RNA. RefSeq lists its product as uncharacterized. The transcript is spliced from 2 exons. Bases 303 to 1730 code for a protein of 475 amino acids. Lineage: Eukaryota; Fungi; Ascomycota; Leotiomycetes; Helotiales; Sclerotiniaceae. The record is from RefSeq and is a predicted model, not a curated record.